AGUCUGCAUGCAGUUAUGAACGAAAUUUGCUAAUCGUAUCCGUGGUAUUAUUAUUUUGACGUUUCAAAAAUAGAGAGCUUGUGUGUAGCGCCAUUUGGAGGUGGUCAUCAUGGAUUAGCUCUCGUCCACUGUUUUUUGGGUUUUUUUUUUUUUUUUGGGGGGGGGGGUUGUUUUUUCGCAGACUGCGUGACGGAUACAACAGACUAGUUUGUUGCUGCUACCGUUAGCUAGCCGCGCAACUUAGCUAGACGUUUUGACGUUUUGAGUGAGCUUCACAGCAGUGACAGUCAGAGUCGUGGAGUAGUUUGAGAUCCUUGAGAAAUUCUCAAGGCGACAUGGCUCCAAAGGACAUCAUGACCAAUUCCCAUGCCAAAUCCAUUCUUAAUGCAAUGAAUUCACUACGCAAGAGCAACACACUUUGUGAUAUCACUCUGAGAGUGGAGAACACUGACUUUCCGGCACAUCGGAUUGUCCUAGCUGCCUGCAGUGACUAUUUUUGUGCCAUGUUCACUAGUGAGCUUGCGGAGAAGGGUAAAUCCUUUGUUGACAUUCAAGGACUCACUGCUUCAACUAUGGAGAUCCUGUUGGACUUUGUCUACACAGAAACAGUGCUUGUCACAGUGGAGAAUGUACAAGAACUGCUUCCUGCAGCCUGCUUGUUGCAGCUCAAAGGAGUGAAACGAGCAUGUUGUGAUUUUCUGGAGAGUCAACUCGACCCCUCCAACUGUUUGGGUAUUCGUGACUUUGCUGAAACACACAACUGCUUGGACUUGAUGCAGGCUGCAGAGCUCUUUUCCCAGAAGCAUUUCUCUGAGGUGGUCCAGCACGAGGAGUUUAUGCUGCUCAGCCAGACAGAGGUUGAAAAGCUUAUAAAAUGUGAUGAAAUUCAGGUGGAUUCUGAGGAGCCCGUGUUUGAAGCAGUGUUAAACUGGGUAAAACACAACCGGAAAGAGAGAGAGCCCUAUUUACCAGACAUGCUUGAGUUUGUUCGCAUGCCGCUGCUUACCCCCCGCUACAUCACAGAUGUCAUUGAUACUGAGCCACUAAUUCGGUGUAGUCUGCCCUGUCGAGACCUUGUUGACGAAGCCAAGAAAUUCCACUUAAGACCCGAGUUGAGAAGUGAGAUGCAAGGCCCACGCACGCAAGCUCGAUUAGGUGCCAAAGAAGUCUUGUUGGUUAUUGGAGGGUUUGGCAGCCAACAAUCGCCAAUAGACAUAGUUGAAAAAUAUGAUCCAAAAACUCAAGAGUGGAGCUUCCUUCCUAACAUUGCACGCAAGAGGCGUUAUGUGGCCACGGUGUCGCUCCACGAUCGGAUUUAUGUGAUUGGUGGCUAUGAUGGUCGGUCGAGGCUCAGCUCUGUGGAAUGUCUAGACUACACGGCAGAUGAGGACGGCGUUUGGUACACUGUUGCCACCAUGAAUGUGCGUCGUGGCCUUGCUGGAGCCACAACACUUGGAGAUAUGAUCUAUGUUGCUGGUGGCUUUGAUGGAAGCCGCCGACACACCAGCAUGGAGCGAUAUGACCCAAACAUUGACCAGUGGAGCAUGCUGGGAGACAUGCAAACAGCAAGAGAAGGAGCUGGGUUGGUGGUGGCCAGUGGACUUAUCUACUGUCUUGGUGGAUAUGAUGGACUAAAUAUACUGAAUUCAGUAGAGAGGUAUGAUCCACACACAGGACACUGGACAAGUGUUACUCCAAUGGCCACCAAAAGGUCAGGAGCUGGUGUGGCUUUGCUAAAUGAUCACAUCUAUGUAGUAGGAGGUUUUGAUGGCGUUUCACAUCUGGACUCUGUGGAGGUCUAUAACAUCAGGACAGACUACUGGACCACUGUAGCCAGUAUGACUACUCCUCGAUGUUAUGUAGGGGCAACUGUUCUGCGAGGACGUCUCUAUGCCAUAGCCGGAUAUGACGGGAAUUCUCUUCUCAGCAGUAUUGAAUGUUACAAUCCAGUUAUCGAUACAUGGGAGGUGAUUACCUCCAUGGCUACACAGCGCUGCGAUGCAGGAGUGUGUGUUCUACGAGAAAAGUGACCUAUGCCAAGAAGAACAAACACGAGCGGAUAAACCGUAGGAGGAUGGGCAGCUAUCACUUGACAACAUGCCACUAAGACAAAACCACAAAGGGAGGGGUUUCUUCACCAGUAUGCAAGUAGGUGUGCUUGAAAAAAAAGGGCAGUUUGGGUUGACUCCUUCGCUUUUUUGGAACAGACAUUAAGCUUCGUCAUGGUCAACAUAUUCUAGAAAGAAAGAGUCCUCUGAUGAGCCUGUCACCAUUUGCAUGAAUCUCUUUGAUACUUGUUGCUGUCUUCAUCUGAGGUUUUUUUUUUGUUUUUUUUUUCUUCCUCAUUUUGUCUUCAAAGUGCACUAUAUUUUUACUUGUCAGAUGAAGACUCAAAAUGAUGGAGCAGAUUUAGACUCCAGUUGCUGCUAAAUGCCUUAUGACUUCAUCCUACAUCCAUCAAUGAACAUCCACGUUGCCUCUCGUUUGACAUUGAUGAGAACUACAGUAGCUUAUUUUUAAGUACACUCAUCUCAUAUUGGCAUGGUCAUUGAUGGCUCAAUAAUUCAUGCCCGUUUUUAGAAUUCUUACGUAUACAGUGCUCUUAGAAACACAGUACUUUAAUACAAAUGGUAUCGUCUGAGAAUAUAUACAGUAUUUAGAAAUGAAUAUGUUUAGAAAAUGACUGAAUUGUACAUUUAUUCUGAUUAUUUUGCUCCAUUUUGCAAAAUUGAAAGGUCAUAACUAUGAGGCGCAUGCGACACCCUUCACCGGCGAGUGCUAAUAAACAUUCUGAGAAUUUAA
Thalassophryne amazonica is the source of this 2802-nucleotide messenger RNA. It is a transcript of the gene klhl12, whose product is annotated as kelch-like family member 12. The coding region runs from base 336 to 2030 and encodes 564 amino acids. NCBI's taxonomy places the organism in Eukaryota, Metazoa, Chordata, Actinopteri, Batrachoidiformes, Batrachoididae. The transcript is spliced from 13 exons. Gene Ontology annotation, molecular function: protein binding. The record is from RefSeq and is a predicted model, not a curated record.